AUGCAGCUACAUCCACAGAGUGCAGGGUCUUCAUCAAGGCUCUCUGGUAGCUCCCAUUCACGUCGCUAUCACACUCGUGCCCUCACCUCUCAUGUGGAUGAGAGCCUCUUUGGAACCAUAAAACAGGCGCUGUCAGCCUGCGAUGUCAAGGAUACUGAGAGGGGUGGCCGGUCUGGACCCAGGGGCCAGUCCAUGUCUUCUCCAAGUCAGAAAACUCAGAAACCAGAGACAGUUUGCAUCAUCACAAGGGACCUCAUCCGAGAUCUGAAGAUCCCAAGUAAGGAUCCCUCUGGGCUGUCUGUCUUUCUACACCCAACUGAGAUCGAGCGGAUCACAACAGCUUCUCGGGUUUCAACCAAGGUAGAGCUGGAGGCCACGCUGGAAGCCCAGAGGAGAGAGAGAGAAGCAGCUAUGGAUGCUGCUGAGGAUAGGAAGGCCCAUAUGCGCCAGGCUGACCUGUCUUGUCAGAAGAACCAGGACCUAAGUGAGCUGGAGGAUGAGGCCAAGGAAAGAGCUCAGUACCUGCUGGAGAGGGCCAAUGCCAUGAGGAUGGAGCAGGAGGACGAGGUCAAUAAACUCAAUGAGUUGAUCCUGGGUACCCAGUGCCACGCGGUGCGGGAUGCCCAGAUCCCAGAGAGGCAGCAGAUCCUGGCUGAGCUGCAGGACAAGGAGAGGCGACUGGAUGCCAUGAUGGAGGUGGACCAUAGGAGAGCCCUGGAGGCCCUGGAGCAGAUCGACGAGCUACGCAAACACCAGAGGAUCCAGGGAAAUCAGCUGAUUAAAAAUCAGAUUGAGGAGCGUCUGGAGGACAGAAUGUUGCAGAAUGAGAUGAAGGAGCACGAAGGCGAGCAGAUGCUGGAGAACCUGGAGAGGAUGCAGACGGAGGAGCUGGAAGCUCUGGUGAGGAAGGAGGAGGAGGAGCAGCAGCGUCUGCAGCAGGAGAUCCUCCGUAUCAACGAGGACAGGCUGCUGGCCAAGGAGCGCAAGAAAGAGGAUUAUGAACGUCUUCAUUAUAGGGCUGCUGGACUUCCAGAGAAGUAUUGCAAUAAAGUGGAGAGAAGGGUCCAUGCUCUUCCUGCUCUGGCUCACUAGAACACAAACCCUGAUACUAAUGAAAGAUGUCAACAAUGGAGAUAAAUUGUCACCCCCAUUACCUUUUGACAGGGUAGGAUGAAGAAAAUGAAUUGGUACAGGAUAGAAUGUAGCACAUAUUAUUUAUCAUGUAAUUUCUGAAUAAAGAGGACCGUAUAC
Oncorhynchus masou masou (cherry salmon) is the source of this 1251-nucleotide messenger RNA. RefSeq names its product cilia- and flagella-associated protein 45-like. The record is from RefSeq and is a predicted model, not a curated record. Bases 1 to 1092 code for a protein of 363 amino acids. The transcript has 9 exons. NCBI's taxonomy places the organism in Eukaryota, Metazoa, Chordata, Actinopteri, Salmoniformes, Salmonidae.